Penicillium macrosclerotiorum is the source of this 1086-nucleotide messenger RNA. Its product is annotated as lipase/thioesterase family protein. Gene Ontology annotation, molecular function: hydrolase activity. The transcript is spliced from 2 exons. Bases 1 to 1086 code for a protein of 361 amino acids. The record is from RefSeq and is a predicted model, not a curated record. Lineage: Eukaryota; Fungi; Ascomycota; Eurotiomycetes; Eurotiales; Aspergillaceae.
AUGUCGCUGUCCAAGGUGAGUCUCUCACUCACAGAGAGACUCGACUUCAUUCCUGCGCUGGCCACGAUCGUGGUGGCCGGCUUCUACGCGCUGUUGACGGGCGUUUGGCGCUCCGAGCGCCAGGCCAAAUCGCUAUUGCUGCAUUUCGGCUAUGCCAUCUUCCGCCAGGCCACCGCGCGCCUGUCGCCCACGCAGAUGCAGGCCAUCUUGCCCCGGACCAACAAGGUCUACGAUCGCUAUGCGAAACAGACUGGCCUCUCCGCGCAGACUGUGGAUUUGGGCGACGGCGCGCUGGGCCACUGGGUCGGUGACCGCGACGCAACCAACGUGUUGAUCUGGUUUCAUGGAGGAGGCUUCGCCCUGCCCGCCAGUAUAGCCCACUUCAAGUUCUUCUCUCAGCUCAUCCAACAUUGUAACCGCGGCGGCAAGAGGCUCGCUAUCUUCAGCCUCACCUACUCGCUCGCCCCGCAGCACGCAUACCCGACGCAAUUGCGCCAAGCCGUCGCCGCGACUCGCUACAUCCUCUCCCAGUCCGACCGCGACCCGGCCACCGUCUUCCUGGGCGGCGACUCGGCCGGUGGGAACCUUGUCGGCGGUGUCUUGUCACAUCUCGCCCACCCACACCCCCAGAUCGAGCCAAUCGCACACCUCACCGGCGCAAACGCCCAGCUCGGGGGUGCCGUGAUGAUCGCCCCCUGGACGUUGCUCGACACCGAGUUCCCGGGCCAGGAGAUCUAUCACGGCGGUGACAUAAUCACCACGGCCGUCGCGGGGCCAUGGUCCAGCGCCUAUCUGGGGCCCCAGCCCGCCCGCGACUUCUACACCGAUCUCUCCAAUGCCCCCACCGACUGGUUCGCACGCUUCCCAGUCCAGGCAAUCCUGGUGACCUGCGGCGGCAAUGAAAUCAUGAUGCCGAUCAUCCAGGACUUUGCGCAGAAGCUGCAGGCUGGCUUCCCCACGGCCGAGCUGUUCGUCGGCUUGCGCGAGUGCCAUGUCGCCCCCGUCUAUAACCUGGAAUUGGGCGAUAAGACCGAGACCGAGCAGGGUAAGAAGGUGAAGACGUGGUUGGUGGAACAUGCGCGGUAA